Molecule: messenger RNA, 1353 nt
Organism: Melitaea cinxia (Glanville fritillary)
Lineage: Eukaryota; Metazoa; Arthropoda; Insecta; Lepidoptera; Nymphalidae
Gene: Tua3
Product: tubulin alpha-8 chain-like
Exons: 9
Coding region: 40-1353 (437 amino acids)
Biological process (GO): mitotic cell cycle; microtubule cytoskeleton organization
Cellular component (GO): cytoplasm; microtubule
Molecular function (GO): structural constituent of cytoskeleton; GTP binding
Source: RefSeq, a predicted model, not a curated record
GAGUGCAUUUCUGUGCACGUUGGUCAAGCUGGCGUGCAAAUGGGAGUAGCUUGCUGGCAGCUCUACUGUCUCGAACAUGGCAUACGUCCAGACGGCACGCUGCCUAGCUGCGAGACAGAUCUCAACGCAACUGACUCUUGUUUUAACACUUUCUUCUCGGAGGCCGAUCAAGGGAAGAUGGUGCCGAGGGUCGUUAUGGUGGAUCUUGAACCAACUGUGAUAGAUGAAGUCCGAUCCGGCGAUUACCGUCAGCUGUACCAUCCCGAACAACUGAUCACUGGUAAAGAGGAUGCUGCAAACAACUACGCGAGAGGGCAUUACUCAACCGGUAAAGAAGUAUUGGGACCUGUUAUGGAAAGAGUUCGGAAGUUAGCAGAUCAGUGUACAGGGCUACAGGGUUUCUUCGUGUUCCACUCGUUCGGUGGAGGCACGGGGUCGGGUUUCACGUCUCUGCUAAUGGAAAAUCUGUCUGAAGAAUUCGGUAAAAAGAGCAAGUUGGAAUUUGCCAUCUAUCCGGCUCCGCAGGUUUCCACAGCGGUUGUGGAACCGUACAACGCGGUGCUCACAACUCACGCCACCAUAGAACACUCUGACUGCGCGUUCAUGGUCGACAACGAAGCGAUCUACGACAUUUGUAGACGACGUUUAUCCAUAGAACGACCGUCUUAUGCGAACCUGAACAGACUUAUAUCACAGGUAGUGUCAUCGAUAACAGCGUCGUUGCGGUUCGACGGCGCACUAAACGUGGACCUCACUGAGUUUCAAACAAACCUGGUCCCUUACCCGCGGAUACACUUCCCAUUAGCCGCAUAUGCGCCUGUAGUCUCCGCUGACAAGGCGUACCACGAAGGUAUGUCCGUAUCAGAGAUAACAGCGGAACUGUUCGAGCCACAGAACCAGAUGGUCAAGUGUGAUCCGCGCGAUGGCAAGUACAUGGCGUGUUGCUUGCUGUACCGGGGCGAUGUUGUACCCAAGGAUGUGAACGCUGCUAUUGCCGCUAUGAAGGGUAGAGCAGGGAUACGCUUUGUGGACUGGUGUCCAACUGGUUUUAAGGUCGGCAUCAACUACCAGCCGCCAUCCGCGGUGGCGGGCGGCGACCUCGCGCAGGUGAAGCGCGCCGCGUCCAUGCUGAGCAACACGACGGCCAUCGCGGAGGCGUGGGGCAAGCUCGACCACAAGUUCGACCUCAUGUACUCCAAGCGGGCCUUCGUGCACUGGUACGUAGGAGAAGGUAUGGAAGAAGGUGAGUUUACAGAAGCGAGGGAAGAUCUCGCCGCGCUCGAAAGGGACUACGACGAAGUCGCUAUUGAGACCUCUGACCGCAACGAAAUUUACAAAAAUGACCAAUUUUAA